AUGGCCGUCGAGAACCGCGGGCCACAGUUGCUGGUGGUAUGCAUCACGCUGUUGACGAUUGCCAUUAUUUCCAUGUCCUUGAGAAUCUUUACGAGAGUAUUCAUCGUCAAGGGUUUCGGUAGAGAUGACUUUUUGAUGGUCUUUGCCUCUAUUUCAUUCACUCUUUUCGUUACUUGUGCCAUUACCGGCGUUCACUAUGGAACUGGAAGGCAUCAUAAAGACCUUAGCACCCCACAAAUUGAAACAGCAAUGAAGUACUGGUGGCUUUGCUAUAUUUGGUACUGCGUUUCAAUGAUUACUUCAAAACUCUCCAUCGGCGUUUUCCUGCUUCGAAUCACGGUCCAACGCAUUCACCACUACAUUCUCUAUCUGGCCAUGUUUUGCUCGGUUCUUACCGGCCUCGUGUUUUUCUUUGUCACUCUGUUUCAGUGCAACCCCAUUACCUACUUUUGGUACAAGUCGGGACAGGAGGGAACUUGUGUCGACGCGGGCAUCAUCGCAGCCCUCACGUACCUGUACAGCGCCAUCAGUGUGAUUGCCGAUUUUACUUUUGCCCUCUUGCCGCUCCACAUGAUUCGUGGGCUGCAGAUGAACCGGAGGACCAAGUAUGCUCUCAUUCCAAUUCUAGGAAUGGGUUGCGUGGCUAGUAUCGCCGUCGUUGUCCGCUUUGCCUACAUCGAGAACUUUAAAGAUCCAGACUUUCUCUGGGCAACCUUGGACAUUGCCGUUUGGUCGACAACCGAACAGGGUCUUGCCAUCACGGCCGGCAGUCUCGCCUCACUUCAACCUCUCGCCAAGACCGUGGGUCAAAAGAUGGGCAUCUGGCAGACGCAGGGACGUACUGGCCGCAGCGCCAGCGACAUGCACGCACGCACCUUUGGCAGCAACCAGAUGUCGCGCAACAAGAAGAGUCGGUCGGCCAAGGACUCGUACGGCAUGACGACGUUCGACAUUGACGACGCCGAGGAAGGGGGCGUCUAUCAUCAGGGCGACAGCGACAAGGCGCACCCGGGCAAGAACCAAAUCGUCCUUACCCGCGAGGUGGAUAUCACGACGAAUGACAAUACCACCACCGGCACCGGCGCCACAAAUACCAAAUCGUCGAAGCGCACCAGCCGCCUGUGGGCGGUUGCCGAGUCAAAGGCCAACGAGAGCGAGGAGGAGCUCACGGGCAAGUCGCCAAAGGAUUCAUAUCUUGAGCAAUUGGUGGUGCCACGAAGCUUCCUCGCGGACGAAAAGUCGUCGCAAAAGUUUUGA
Pestalotiopsis fici W106-1 is the source of this 1257-nucleotide messenger RNA. RefSeq lists its product as uncharacterized. The record is from RefSeq and is a predicted model, not a curated record. Lineage: Eukaryota; Fungi; Ascomycota; Sordariomycetes; Amphisphaeriales; Sporocadaceae. The coding region runs from base 1 to 1257 and encodes 418 amino acids. The transcript has 4 exons.